CAAAUGACCAAGCGAACUUUAUCGAAGCAUCGCACCUGGAUGAAACAUCAAUGUCUUCGGAGUGAAAGCUUGGCUGUGUAAAAAUAUGUCAAGCUGCGUCUCACUUCUUCGGCCAGUGAAUACACUAACUUUGAUAUGCUGGAAACACUUUAUCGCUUGAUGAAUCAGCCAACUAUGGGAAACAGUCUAUCGAUGUCUGAUGACGGUUUAUCGAGUGUCUCCGAGGCAAUGUGUUCAACCUGGGAAAUGUCGGCUGGAUGAUACCAACAACGCCAUAUCCGUAAUUUAAGGUAACCAGUGCAAUAAAGGAAAUUUCCUUUCAGUAGUUAUUUACCUUGUACCAACUUUGUGGGUAACAGCCUCAAAAAGUAGCAACGACUGGUCUAGACUAUGGAGCAUUACAAUUAGGACUAGCGAUUGACACUCAAAUGAAAUCAAACAGCUGUUUUGAGUAAAGCGCUACAUUCCAAGUCGGUUGAGUGAACAUCACCGUCUCACGGUUCUUCUCGGAUUUUCAGUUAGCGUGAACGCAUUUUUGGUUAAGAAUCGUGUCGUAGUGAACGCUUAGUAACACAAAACUGUACAUGAAAAUUUUAUUCAGGAGAAAUCAUCCCAUCUGCGUAUCAGUGGUAAUUUGAUAUAUUUGUUCCUAAAGACGCAUGUUGCGCAAUCAUAUCGAGCACAACCGCGUUAGCCAACCACACCAACUGCUUAGUUUGACUCUACCCGAUACCUGUCCGUAUACUUUUCCAUUCGUCACCUAUCUAAUGCAAUUGCAGUUGCGCGCACGUAUUAGGGUACGAAUUUCAUUCACCCCUUUGACGUGAAAGCAGUUAUUGAUUGGCUGUUCAGUGGAAGAACCAAAAUUACUUCUAGGGGGUGAACAACCACACACAAACCUCUUGUACCAAGCAACUACCGGGUGUUGGAUAGAAGGGAUGUGCAAAACACACCACACUUGUACGGAACAGGUAACAACCCCGGAAAUCAUCGUGCAACUGCAGAAGCGCCCUUUCGCCCCCGGGUUGCAUGGGGUAUUUGUGCAUCGCACCGAUGCAGCCAGACCCAGGUUCAGGCGACGAAGCGGAAUGGUCACCGUAAAUCUCAAGCAUUGUCUAUGAAAGCAGAAGGUUGAUGUCAGAAGAUUUAUGUAAUGUAGUUGUUACACCAGAACCAAGUGGAUUGUUUCCACGGAAGUGAUUACUUUCAACAAGGCGCGAAUGAGUUAUACCAGUCAAUGGCUUGCUGACCAUCUUUUGAGUUUAUGUAUACCAAUUAACCCGGAAUACUGAGAUCAACACUAAACACAUCAGCUGUAUCUGACAUCGUAAGGCAAUCAUGAACUGUUUUGUAUUCUGUUGGUUGGCAACAGUACUGUUCCCUGCACAAGGGUGCUUCAAAUCAGCCAUGUACUAUCGGGCUAAAACUCGUUCCAACUCACACAUUUUUCUACCGGGAGAAUAUCAGCCACCGCAAUUGGAGCACACAAUGGAAGCCAGUGGCCCGUUGGAUGCACGGGAUUUUCAACAUUCCGUCCCAAGCAAGUGGCUUGUGCGUGUGGAUUCCCCUUACAUCAGUUUCGAUUCGGAGGAGGCCAGAUGGAUGACAGAAGGUUGUCGUGAUCGCCUCAUUAAGCUGGCAACUCAAAUCCAGAAUGUUUGGGCAAACCAAGAAGUGAAACUACGUGUCAUGCGUGCUUGGAUCAAACCGCCGCCAAAUUACAAACCUCGACCACAUGCUGAAGUCCCUACGCAGCAUAAUACACACAGCGAUUGGAAAAACGGGGACCGGGACGGAACGCUUUUAUAUGAGGGGAGUUCGGAUCAAAUCGGUUCGUCCCAGCUUCACAGGAAAGAAAAAUUAGUAACUGAAAGGGAUAAAACCAGAGAAGAGGAAACGCCAACAAAACACAAGAAACAGCAAAAGUAUGCUUUGACUAAGACCAGUAUUCAUAACAACAACCAAAUUCUGAACUUGAUGCCAGAAAUGAUAGUCGAUGAGGAACCCCAGACGAUGUUGCAUCGUAACAUGUUUGAUAACAAACUUCUUGAUCAGUCAGCCCCAGCAUACUCGGCUUUGAACUACGGUUCAAGACCAUUCGCUGAGCUUCGAUGGGCUCCAUGGCGGACCUCGAAAAGUAAACCGGGUUCGCACCCAUCCCAUGUGUUCAACACACCGUCUCGUCGACGGCUAGCAAAGAUAGAUGACUUCAGCAGAGGCUCGGCCUUCUCAUCCAAUCAAAUGUCUCGAUUUCCACGGGAUUUUCCACCAAGUAAUUUGACCGUCGCUAUCAGCCCAGCCGAUAGUCGAGGACGCACCCGCAGACUGUUCAGCAGAUCGAUUGUGGGGGCGCAGUUCCAAUCAACCGGGCGGUCGAACCAACAAGUUAACACCAUGACACAAGCACGUUAUGAGCAGUGGCUUAAUAUGCGAAUGGAAGAGUUCCACUAUGCUGGCAGGGCAGUGGAUAUUCAGCUUGCAUUCCAACCCUACAGUAAUCAGAGGGAUAUUGAUGUCAAGAUUGGUCUACUUGCUCAGAUGGCAUUCUAUGUCGCGCAGUUUGACUGGUGCUAUUUCAGUCGUUCCCGCCACGUACAUUGUUCAGUAAAGCCAGAUUCCAGUAUCACUUCGCAAUGGUUUGGAUGCUUCCCCGGAUCUGCCAAGCUAACGAAAGAAAAUGGAACCGUCAUCAUGAUGAGGGAUCUAAGCAUCGGUGAUCGAAUUCUAACCCUGGACACCACUACUAAUUUGUUGCUGCCUACCUCAGUUGUAGCCUUCAUUCACAGAGACGAACAUAUGUGGAGGCCGAUGGUGAAAGUCACUUUCGAAAGCGUCUGUAAUGAGCCCUGGUCCCCACUUGGAAGAUUGUCCUUUCUCAAGCUGACACCAAACCAUCUCAUUUAUGUGUCCAGGUUAGCAGGAAAACGCUUACAGAUAGCUGCUGUAUUCGCUUCUAUGCUCAAAUCCGGGGAUUCUAUAUUGGUGACUCCUAAACUAAACGGAAGCUCGUGUAAAGGUGUCAUUAUUAACAUAACUGUACAGAAUGAAUGGAUCAAAGAAGACCUGGGGAUGUACGCUCCGCUAACCCAAACGGGUACAUUAGUUGUAGACGAUGUCUUCGUGUCAAGUUUUGCUCAGUUCUCGAACGAAAGGAUUGCGUACUUAAGCACUUUGCCACUAAAUUUCUACUUUGUUAUAUCAUGUUGGUGGAAAUCUAUACAGACCAAAGUUUACCACAACGGCAUUCACUGGUAUGCCCGAUGGAUAUACCGACUCACUUCACCAGUCUUACCAAAGUGGCUGUUUUUUUCAGAAACUUGAAACUUUUGGAACUUGAUAUCCUACCUUCUCUCACCGUUGUUUGACGCACCUUGAGACUCCCACAUAGUCUCUGUAGUUAUGAACCGGAGUUCAAACUAUUGUGCGCUACCGUGACUCGGAGGCCAACUAGGAACAAUCAAACGUUCACAAGCGCAAUGUAAAAUACUCCAUGAAAUGCGUCACUGAUAAGCUUCCGGAAGAAACAUCGUUCAACUCCUUCACCGCUCCCAGUCUACUCUCCUAAUAAAAUCAAUGACGCGUAUAAAUGCUGUGCAACUUCGGCAUUUUCAUCAGUUAUGUACAUAGAAUUGAAAACUUCUCGGCACUGAGAUAAUACACAAAGCUGAACGG
Molecule: messenger RNA, 3672 nt
Organism: Dicrocoelium dendriticum
Lineage: Eukaryota; Metazoa; Platyhelminthes; Trematoda; Plagiorchiida; Dicrocoeliidae
Source: the annotation of a GenBank genome assembly